CAGAUGAGUUUCUAAAAUAUUUCACAAGACUCUACCUUAGAACAUUUAUUCUGGGCUUGGUUGUUAUUUGAUCUUGCUGUACUGUCUUCAAAAGUUCUCCUGUUCAUGCAUAUUUACCUCUUUCACCGAAUAGGUGCUUUCUGCUGAAGAUGUCAAGUUACUCGCGGCUUCUGGCUGAUAUUGUACGGUUACUGGACAAGUUUGAUCCUCAAAAUAAUGACCCUGAUCACUUUGUACGUGAAGCAGCGAACAGCUAUAAGGCACGAGGUGAGGUUGAGCAGACGUUCCUGGUGGAAGUCCUGUCAGGCUGCUUAUGUCACAGACCACUGCUCGAUGUAGUAGUGAAUGGAUUUUACAUUAAGGAUGGAAAGAACUUGCUGAGAGUGGACUACAAUCUGUUUGUGGUUAUGUGCUAUCUCGCCACUUUUCGGCUGAACGAAUUGGGCCUCAAACACUUCAGCAAACUUAUCAAUUCGCAGGAUAUGAACAAAAUGCAUAAGUUCCUUACAUUCUUCUUUGAUGCUCGGAACCUCAAUACGUGGAUUAAAGAUGAGUGGUGCCAGGUAUAUGAUGUAGCCUAUAUAACAGAGAAACUGAUUGAUCCUCUGCUAAGGUGGCAGCCAGAUAUGCAGAUCAUCAUUGACCACUUGGCCAAUAUACUUGCAAAUAAAGUUACCCAUAAAAAGGAGAGUCAGCCUGUAUCAGUACCAAGUGAGUUUAACAUCACCAAGCCCAGACCACGAGCCAUUCCAGUGCCUGAAGAAAUUCCGCAGCUGCAAGUACAGACAAAGGUUCCCAGAAGCACGUAUGACCCUCCGAGAGAGGAGAAGCUGCUGGAAAAACUGAAGAGGAGAAAUCGCCAAAGAGCUGAGGAACAUCUCUUGGAAGCUAACGCUGACCAGUUCCGAUGUGCCAUCCCGCAGGAAUCCAGCAAGAAAAAGCGCGUAUUGUCUGAAAUUAUGAAGGAGAAGGAGGCCAAGAUAAAACCGAUUCUUUACAAAGCACGGCACAUCCCCCAACAGAUAACUGAAAAUAUUCCAAUAAAAAUGAACACAGCUGCCAUCUUGAGACAAAAUGUCCUUUACCAACGGAAAGUGAAAGAAGAUCUCCAAAGAAUUGACCAGAUCCUGGAAGGGGGCCAGGAUCCUGCCACGUUUGAGGAAUAUCAGAAACAGAAGAACGAGGAACUAAUGGAACAACAACUGGCGGAUAUAGAACGCCGUCGGCUUCAAGAGAAGAUCUUCUUCGAAGAGCUAAUACUGGCACGUGAAGCGAGAAUUGAGGAGAAACGACAGCAAGCAGCUCAGCAGAAAGAGGAGGCAGCAGAAUUGAUGCAGAGGUACAAGGAAAUGCAACUCCAGGGAGAGAAGGAGGCGAAAGUGAAGGUGGAACAGGUGAUAAAAGGCCACCAAGGCACAAAGGAACAAAAAAGGAAAAUUCAGGAAAGCAAAAGGAAAAUGGCUAAGGAAAUGAAUAAGGAAAUGGCAGAAAUACUUCAGCAGGUCAUGGAGGAGUCUAAUGAAGAGAUUAGGAAAAAGACACAGCAGAUCCGUGAGAUCCGUACAAGGCAGGCAGCGCUGACAAUGAAACAUAACUUCCUAGAUUUAUCCAAACCAACAGGUCAUAACCUUCUGGAUGAGAUGUCAUUACUGGAGUUACGAGAACGCUUGGGCUUACUGAAGGAGGCUCAGGUUAAGGAAGAAGAGGAGAAGAGGAGGAGGAUUAUUAAUGAAAGACAAGCAAAGGAGCAGCUCCUUCUAGAUAAACUGGAACAGAUCUCCUUGAACAGAGAAGCCUUGAGCAAAAAAGCAGUUCUCAGGCACAGAGAGGAGGAAUUGAAGAAACUCAAGUUGUCCAAACUUACCUCAGGCGACCAGCAGUUAGUUGAGCUCCGGAAUAAACUGGAAGAAAAGAAAAGGGAACAUCAUCAAUUGAUAGAAACGCACAAGAAGAAGACUCAAGAAAAUCUGCAAAGAGUUCAAGGCCCCAGGGCUUCAGAGAGGAGAGCAACUGAAGAGCGUUGGUGGCGGAACCUGGAGGAGGGCCGCGAACGCAAGGCCCAGCUGCUUAAUCUCCAUGCAGAAGUGAGUCAGAAAGCAUCCUAGCUACAUGGAGCUCUGUGGAUUGAGGAAACAGAAGACAUUUACCUCAAAAAGUCAAGCUCUGCAAACUAAAUCCAAUGGUAUCUUUAAAGAAGCAAUGUUACUUAAUUAUCCCAAGAAGUAAUGAUAUUCCCAAUAAAAGU
Messenger RNA from Mobula hypostoma (lesser devil ray), 2245 nucleotides. It is a transcript of the gene cfap99, whose product is annotated as cilia and flagella associated protein 99. NCBI's taxonomy places the organism in Eukaryota, Metazoa, Chordata, Chondrichthyes, Myliobatiformes, Myliobatidae. The transcript has 15 exons. The record is from RefSeq and is a predicted model, not a curated record. Bases 150 to 2105 code for a protein of 651 amino acids.